Limulus polyphemus (Atlantic horseshoe crab) is the source of this 631-nucleotide messenger RNA. RefSeq lists its product as uncharacterized. The annotation marks the transcript as partial. The record is from RefSeq and is a predicted model, not a curated record. NCBI's taxonomy places the organism in Eukaryota, Metazoa, Arthropoda, Merostomata, Xiphosura, Limulidae. The transcript is spliced from 2 exons.
AUGCCCUCCCCCGUGUCCCAGCGGGGAAGUUUUCUUAUCAAUGGUAAACCUUCUGUCAUCUUAACAUGUCUAAUUCAGAACGAUGGUAAACCUUCGGUCAUCUUAACACGUCUAAUUCAGACCAAUGGUAAACCUUCGGUCAUCUUAAUAUGUUUCAUUCAGGCUGAUGGUAAACCUUCGGUCAUCUUAACACGUCUAAUUCAGGCUGAUGGUAAACCUUCGGUCAUCUUAACAUGUCUAAUUCAGAACGAUGGUAAACCUUCGGUCAUCUUAACACGUCUAAUUCAGACCAAUGGUAAACCUUCGGUCAUCUUAAUAUGUUUCAUUCAGGCUGAUGGUAAACCUUCGGUCAUCUUAACGUGUCUAAUUCAGGCUGAUGGUAAACCUUCGGUCAUCUUAACACGUCUAAUUCAGGCUGAUGGUAAACCUUCGGUCAUCUUAACACGUCUAAUUCAGGCUGAUGGUAAACCUUCGGUCAUCUUAACACGUCUAAUUCAGGCUGAUGGUAAACCUUCGGUCAUCUUAACACGUCUAAUUCAGACCGAUGGUAAACCUUCGGUCAUCUUAACACGUCUAAUUCAGACCGAUGGUAAACCUUCGGUCAUCUUAACACGUCUAAUUCAGACCGAUG